GGCUCGCAGAUAUGACACCCGUACGACAAUAUUCUCUCCGGAGGGACGUUUGUACCAAGUGGAGUACGCGAUGGAAGCGAUCAGUCACGCAGGAACCUGUUUGGGAAUUUUAGCAAACGACGGGAUCUUGUUAGCAGCUGAGCGACGAAACACAAACAAACUCCUCGACGAGGUAUUUUUCUCCGAGAAAAUCUACAAGCUCAACGACGACGUUGUCUGCUCAGUCGCCGGGAUAACAUCCGACGCAAACGUGCUGACAAACGAGCUGAGACUUAUCGGGCAAAGAUACUUGCUCCAGUACGGUGAGACAAUUCCCUGCGAGCAGUUGGUAUCAUGGCUGUGCGAUGUCAAGCAAGCCUACACCCAGUUCGGUGGCAAGAGACCUUUUGGAGUUUCAAUUCUCUACAUGGGUUGGGACAAACACUACGGCUACCAGCUGUACCAGUCCGACCCCAGUGGAAACUACGGAGGCUGGAAGGCCACCUGUAUCGGGAACAAUUCCGCAGCAGCUAUUUCUUCACUGAAGCAGGAGUACAAAGAGGGAGAGACCACUUUGAAGGAUGCUCAGGCUUUGGCGAUCAAAGUUUUGUCCAAGACUCUUGAUAUGACCAAACUUACUGCUGAAAAAGUUGAAAUGGCGACCUUGACACGUGAGAAUGGCAAAACAAUAACAAGAAUUUUAUCAGCUGGUGAAGUCACAGCUCUGAUUGAAGAACAUGACCGACUAGAGGCACUUGCCGAGCAAGCUAAAAAAGAAAAACAAAAGCUCUGA
Molecule: messenger RNA, 772 nt
Organism: Cotesia congregata
Lineage: Eukaryota; Metazoa; Arthropoda; Insecta; Hymenoptera; Braconidae
Source: the annotation of a GenBank genome assembly